Messenger RNA from Dreissena polymorpha, 5303 nucleotides. Its product is annotated as serine/threonine-protein kinase TBK1-like. Gene Ontology annotation, cellular component: cytoplasm. The transcript is spliced from 17 exons. Lineage: Eukaryota; Metazoa; Mollusca; Bivalvia; Myida; Dreissenidae. Gene Ontology annotation, molecular function: protein serine/threonine kinase activity; ATP binding. Bases 58 to 2358 code for a protein of 766 amino acids. Gene Ontology annotation, biological process: peptidyl-serine phosphorylation. The record is from RefSeq and is a predicted model, not a curated record.
AAAUGGGUUUUCCCGCAUUAGUCACUUUCGUUUUGUAUUAAAACGUCAUCUUAAGAAAUGAUGGAUCAAAGCCGUUUAAAAGCGACGGAAAAUUAUGUUUAUAACGCUGUCGAUGAUUACAUAGGAAAAGGAGCAACAUGUUCAGUGUACAAAGGAAUAAGGAAGGACACAGGGGAGGUCCAUGCUCUCAAGAUCUUUGAAAAACGUCUAACAACGAUUGCUGAGCGAGAAAUUGUGGCGCUGCGAUCUCUGAAGCAUGCCAACAUUGUGGAUUUUAUAGCGCAAGAAACAGAUCGUGACACAGGGAGAGUUGUUGCAGUUAUGGAACACUGUGAGAAAAGUCUGUUCACAGCGCUCAAUGAGCCAGAAAAUAAAUUUGGUCUAUCUGAAGAUGAAUUCAUUCGUUUCUUCAAACAUAUUGUUGAAGGUAUGAAGCAUCUCCGUCAACACGGCUUUCUGCACAGAGACAUCAAGCCAGGCAACAUUCUCAUUGUUCAGAAUGACGAUGGCAGUAAUGUCUACAAGCUGUCAGACUUUGGUACGGCCAAGCCAGUGUUGGAGACCGAAGCAUUCCAGUCACUCGUUGGCACCGAGGAAUAUCUGCACCCAAAUAUCUUCAAAGCAGCCUUCAUAGAGAAGGGGAUGUCUCGGCAGUUUGAUGCUGCCGCCGACCUGUGGAGUCUAGGGGCCACACUGUAUCACGCGGCAACAGGCAAGGUGCCCUUCCAGCCUCACCAGGGACGCAACAAUAGAGCCGUCAUGUUCCAGAUGAUUGCUGAGAAGCCGUUUGGCGUGAUUGCGGGUGAACAGCGGUCCGCUACGGGGAAUGUGAUAUGGAUCAGGGAACUGCCAGAGUCAUGUCAGUUCUCUAGGUGGUUGAAGGAAGCUCUGACAGACAUUUUUAAACACCUGAUGGAAGGGGAUCCGAGUAAGGCCAUGACCUUUGACUCCUUCUUCAACGCUGCAGACGACAUUCUUGGGCGCCAUAUUGUCCACGUGUUUACCACGACCUCCGCCCGCCACUUCCGUCUCUACAUGAGACAGGAAGCAGAAUUUUUCGACUUGCAAGAAGAGAUUAAAGUUGAGACCAACAUUCCGCCAAAAGACCAAGUUAUUUAUUACGAAGAGAGCCUACUUAGAGACAUAGUCCGCCAAACUGAUCCCUUGUGUACGUACCCCAAAAUAAGCGACUCUGUCCCGCUGGUUUUGAUACGUGCCACCGCUGUACAGUCCUGUGUGAUGCCAGAUGAGAUAAGACUCUGGUAUAAGGAAACAUUGUUUGAUUCGGAACCAUUUUUUGGCGAAGAAAUAGUUCUUGAGGAGGAUUUCAAAAAGGCCAAGUCCAUCUGUGAAUCCAUCGCCCUAAUCCAGACGUACAUCGAGCUGGGCUGCCUCACACAGACACUGUUUGAGAAAACAAUCAACAGAACAGAACGAUGGAAAGGAAUCCUGGUCUCUCGCCUCAAGGCUGAGGUGGAGAUGACCAGGAACCGCAUCAAGGACCUCGUUCAUAUACACGCUGCCAUAACACGUGGCGGGGUUCAGCCGGGGUUCCAGCCUGCAGAAGGAGUCUCCAUUGAAAAUCUGAAAGCAAAGAUCAACAGCUGUAGCAGCCAGAUCACCAACAUUGAGUUACAAUCCCAGGAACACGUGACAAGACCCUUCUCAGACGGUUGUGUGGACUCUAACAAAUGUCCAAUAAAGAUCGCACGUUUCCUGCAACAGGCCAAACUCAAGAAGCAGGCCUUUGAGAUGCUCAGACGACAACGCCGACAACCGCUUCCAUAUCACGAAGCACAGCUGCACAAGUUUGAUAGAAAGCAGUUGGUGACCCUGUUCAGGAAGUCCCUGACCCUCUGGAGUGACCACUGCAAGGUCAAGGUCACAGAGAUUCAUGGACAUUUCCUUGAAUGGCACAGUUCAUUUGCAAAGCUGCAAGAAAAAAUAGAAAUGCUCCAGAAAGAAUUAAGAGCUACACAUUCUGCAAUCAAAAAAUACACAAGACAAUUUCAGGUUAAUCGAGACCUGCUUUCAAUGCAGAGCUCAGCCAGCGGAACCAGUCUAGUCUCGAUGGACCAGGAGAACGUGCUGUCACCGUCGGUUACCAACGGAGACACACCAUCGCCGCGAAACAGUACAGCAUCCAGUGGCCCAUUUGUGGCUGUGGCCAAGCGAAGAGAACUUGCGGCCAAUCUCGUGAACCAACUUGAAGAAGUACAGAGUGGGCAAACGGAUAUGAAGAGAAUGAUUAGUGAGUCAGACGACAUUCAGGCCCAGAGCAUGAGACUCAUGUCACUUGACGAUAUGACCUUGAUAGAGAUACCAUCACUUGGCAACAUAGAAAACAGGACCACAUGAGGGUCGUGUCACUUGAAAAUAUGACCUUGAUGGAUAUAAUGUUUGCUAAGCAACAAAGAAACAUAAGACUCUCAUGUCACUCACCAGUAUGACCUUGAUGAAGACACCGUUGCUUAGCAAUAUAGAAAACGGGACCACAUGAAGGAUAGCAGGAAAUUGUUUAUAAUUGGACUUGAUGACCUGUAUGAACCUCAAAGUUUAGAAAAAUCUGAGUGUGUUAUUUUUAUUUUCAGAUUUUUAGUACAGUAUUUGCAAACAAAAAGAGGUAUUGAAAUAUUUAAACAAUGCAUAUAUUAAAAAUGUGUAUAGAAAUAAACACAAUAUUAUCUCUGUGAUAGUUUUAGGCCAUUUUUUUACUGUUUUAUUUCUUUUACGAAAUGCAUAAUUGUUUGCAGCUAUUUUAUUGUUAUACUUAUAGUCAUUACAAAAAACACUUGGUGACAAAUGUUUGGUUAUGCUAGUAUUGUUAAUUAACAGUUGUUAAAUGUUGUAAAUUAUAUGCAUUUUGACUGUUCCAUGCAUUUUAAUCACAAGAAUUUGUCAGUAGCUCAAAAAGAUGUACUAAACUUUGACAUUGUUAUUUAGAUGUUCAAAAUGACAAAAGAUGCAUACUUUUUUAGUUCUUAUUUAUUUGGGUGUGUGUAUAAAUUAAGUUAUGUAUAAAUUACUUCCUUUAAAAUUGCGACUUUGUUGGCUUUGUCGUCUAGGUACUCUGUAACCCUCUAAGAAAAUCUAUAUAAUAUAUGUAUUUUAUAUGUAUGACUUCUUAAACUGGAGGUUGUACCGCAAAAGAAAAAAAUGCUAAAAGGUAUCAAGUUACCAAGAAGUCGAAAAUUCACAUAAAAUAGAUUAAUCACCAGAGUGCUUAUAAGAUAUAGACUUUAAAAAUUGAAGUAUACCUGGAAAACAUUGGUAAGUUGUCUUUAUUAUUAUAUGAUUUAAAAUGUAUACAGAUACUCAAGAUAAUAACGUUAAUACAAAUAGGAUGUUUGCUAUUUUUGCAUCAGUUUAUGGUUUUGUAAAAAUACUUAGAUGAUUUGUAUAAAUUUUCCCAUGUGAGCUCAUACAAUGUGAUAUACAAUAAAAUAAAUAUGACGUACUAGUAUGAUGUAUGAUAUGUUCAUUAUGUUAUUCAUUCACUUACUUUAUGCAUAACACUUCUGAUUUUUUGUACAUUCUUGACUGACAAUUAUCUAUAAAAAUUUAAAAUAAUUAUAUUUUGCACAUAUUCUUAUGUCAUUUGAAAGUACAUUCUGUCAUAUUAUUAGCUCGGCUGUUUUCGGAGUAAAACCCAAGGUAUUGUCAUAGCAAGCUCGUCUGCCGUGCGGUAACCCUGACAUUCUGCUCUAAAAUCGAAGUGCUUCCACCUACAACUUUGAAACUUCAUAUGUAGAUGCACCUUAUUUAUUCAAAACUGCACCGAGCAUUGGCACCUGUUUUGCGGUGCUCUUGUUUAGACAUGGCCCUAGUCUCUAGUGUCCAGCAUUUCAAGAAAAGUAAAAUGGAUACAUGUUAUUUUUGUAACUCAUUGAUUUUACGCAACAAUUAAAAAAGGUUGUGUUGACACCUUCCAGAUUUUCAUGAAACUUUAUGCAGGUAAUGAACAUGUUUAAUUGUUGUAUUUUACAUAUUUUCUUCUGUAUAAUUCAAACUGGCAGAAUGGCAGCAAUCUUUGAUUUUAUUUGUCUGCCUUUACACUUGUAGAUUAGUAUGUGACUUAGCCUCAAUAAAGUUUAAAAUGGCUUGCUGAUACUGGCAGUCAUUUUUGUAGUUUACGGGCUAAACUAUUAUGCAGUAUUUACACCAUCAUUUUCUAGUUCCAGAUUUACUGGACAAUUAUGAGUAACUGAUUUACCUGGUUUAGGUUGUUAUUUUUCUUUUAUUUUGUUUAUUAUAGUCUUCAAUAUGUUUAUAUAAUAAAUUCUUUUAGUUUGUUGUUGCAUUUAAUUAUGAAACCUAUAGGCCUAUCAUACUAACGUGUGAAAUCCCAUUCAACCAUUCCUUACUAUGUAAUUAAUUUUGUGUAUUUUUAUAUUAACCCUUUACCACUUAGGUAGGUAUUUUGACGCAUUUUUAGUCCCAUAGAAAGUUAAAUUUAUUUUUAGACCUUUCUCACUAAAUUCAAACUUUUAAGGCUUCAUUUCCAACCCUUAGAUACUGAUGAGCAGCAAACAGCAUAAAACCCGAACAGACUGCGAGUUACUGGAAGUUCUUGUUUUAUGCUGUUUACACAUAGCCAUCUCACUUUGCUUCUGAGUGGAAAGGGUUAAGAGACCUUGCUAAUCAGUAAUGUAAUUAGAAUUUCUGAAAUGUGAACACUUAUAUGAAGUAUGUAAUUUUAAAAUAAAUGUACCACAAAUUGUAGAGGGGACUUAAUUGAUGAUUACUCAUUACCUUAACUCAGCACAUAUUUUAGAAGCAUUUUUAUUGCAAAUAUUCAUUACAUGCAUACUUGCCAUUUUUCUGCACCAAAGUUCAGGGAUACAGUACAAAUCCACAAAUAAUGUUUCUUUAAACAAUCCCUGACAGUAUGAAAGAAAAAAGUACUUUUCAUGCAAUGCAGUGUUAAGUUUUUAUUCUGAUCCUGAUCUCAAUAUUCAAACAACUAGUAUCUACAAUACCUAGUUUUGAGUGACUCUGCUAUGUUUGAAUUUUUCUGACUGUUUAUACUAGUCAAACUAACAAUAUGCUUAUACGAUGUGUGCAAGUAUAAAUUGGCAUUUCAGUUAAAGUUUUACAUGGAAACUUCAGACCAACCAGAUUUAAUAAAACUGAAAUCCUCAGUUCCUAUGGUAACCAAAUUGCAUAUUUGAGGUAUGCAUGUAUAAAACUUUGAUUUGUAUCAGUUUGCUAUGUUCGUUACACUUUUUUUCUUGUUAUACAUUUGUCUACACUUUUACUUUGUUUCUUGUUACAUAUUGAUAUAAACAAAUAUUUAUAAAGAU